AUGGGGUUCAAAAAGAACAUGCUCCGUUUUGAGGAGCAACUUUCCGACGCCGAAUCCGAAACAGACGCUGAACCUCCGAUCUUACUGCAAUUUCCCUUCCUCCAUCUACCGUCUGAGAUUCGCCUGCGCAUUUAUAAUCUUGUCCUAUUCACGCCGACUCGAAAGAGUGCAUCGAAACGCACUGGUGGCAAUGUUGGGUCUUCGGCGAAGAAGAGCAAACCUCUAGCGCCGUUCUCACACCGCAUCGCCCUGUUCCUUGUCUCGAGACAAAUCCACGACGAAGCCACUCACUACUUCUAUUCAACCCAGACCUUCCGUGUGUUUCCCAUCCAGGAUUUCUUGCGCAUGCCCACGAUCCGGGCUUUGCCUCCACGCCACCGCUCUUCGAUCACCACAAUCGAAUUUAUUGUGGGAUCAAGCUGGACUGCACCCCCGAAGUCAUGGGUUGUAAACCAAGGCUUGGGCUUACACGACAUGGAGCUUGUGCGCACGUUGAAAGUGUUUGUGCAGUGUGACCCUUCACACCCUGUGUUCGAGGGCUUUCGUAUCUCCAAGGAUUACUAUACCAACUUCUGUGGCAAAUUGUUACAUCAAAUUUUGGAACGGCUGCCGGGUCUAGUUCAGGUUGAGUUCGAUGCCUGGCCCUCUGUAGAAAAGAAUGGACCUUUGAUGACUCGCUUGCUUACGGAAACUCGAGAUGCUCAGAAAAAGGUCCUUUGGGGUCCUGAUAGAGGCUGGACCGACACUCAAUACGACACUGAAUACGACACUCAAUACGACACUCACGAGAAACAUGAGCACAAUGACGUUGAUGUUGCCUUUGAUGGCCUACGGGCCUACUCCCCUAGUGUUCUCGAAGCCUUGAGCAACUCGCUUCAGACAGUCAAGUUGGAGUCAUGA
This is a messenger RNA of Penicillium roqueforti, 900 nucleotides long. RefSeq lists its product as uncharacterized. Bases 1 to 900 code for a protein of 299 amino acids. The transcript has a single exon. The record is from RefSeq and is a predicted model, not a curated record. NCBI's taxonomy places the organism in Eukaryota, Fungi, Ascomycota, Eurotiomycetes, Eurotiales, Aspergillaceae.